CCCGGUGACUUAGAACUCAGAGUAUUUAAGAGGUUGCAGGAAUGGGCUGAGAAUGUCUUUUGCUUUCUCCGCAGACGGGCACGCUCUCAUCUGAUUUGGGCCAUCACCGAGCCAAGGCGCAGAGUGAAGGGGAAAAAAGAAACUCUGCCACUAUGUGCUACGGGAAAUGCGCACGAUGCAUCGGACAUUCUCUGGUGUGGCUCGCCAUCGUCUGCAUUGUAGCUAAUAUUUUGCUGUACUUUCCCAAUGGGGAAACAAAGUACGCUUCUGAAGACCAUCUUAGCCACUUUGUGUGGUUCUUCUCUGGCAUCAUAGGAGGAGGUUUGCUGAUGCUCCUGCCAGCAUUCAUCUUCAUGGGGCUGGAACAGGACGACUGCUGCGGCUGUGGCGGCCACGAAAACUGCGGCAAAAGAUGUGCGAUGAUUUCUUCUGUACUGGCCGCUCUCAUCGGAAUUGCGGGAUCUGGCUACUGCGUCAUUGUGGCAGCACUGGGCUUAGCGGAAGGACCAAGAUGUCUUGAUGCCAGUGGCCAAUGGAACUACACCUUUGCCAACACGGAGGGAGGUUACCUUCUGGAUAGCUCCACAUGGUCCCAAUGCAUUGAACCCAAGCAUGCAGUGGAAUGGAAUGUCUCUCUGUUUUCUAUCCUCUUGGCACUUGGUGGAAUUGAAUUCAUCUUGUGUCUCUUUCAAAUAAUAAACGGAGUGCUUGGAGGCAUCUGUGGUUAUUGCUGCUCUCGCCAACAGCAAUAUGAUUGCUAGAAGACCCACCCCAAGAUAAAACUACAAUCUUCCUCAAUGUCACUGUAAUUUAUAUAAUUUACUUGUAAUAAUUUGUAAAACUUUGUACUAGUGUGUCAUACAGCACAUGUUCUACUUUUAUAAGUGUGUGUAAAGACUGGCAUCUUCACGGGAUGUCAGUGUCUGAACUUAGCAAAGAAAUUCUUUUUUUUUUAGGAAUAAGAAAAUAAACCACACUCUGGAGGUAAUUUACAAACUGAGUGACAGUUCUCAGCCUACAUGAGAUAAACUCUGGCCGAGGUCAUGUUUUUUCAGAAACAUUACAAGGAUAAAUAUCACAUUCUGAUUACUACUGUAAAUAUUUAUAUGUGCAUGUGUUUAUGAAAUGAAAGAUUUCUAGUUGCUUUUUUUAAGACCGUUAAGGAGAAAAUCCAACAACCUGAAAAGAUGUAUUUUUUCACUGUUUAUAUGGUGUUUCCCAUUUGCAUGCCUGCAAAUCUCUAACAAGGGGCCUUUUGAAUUGAUUCAUGUUAUAAAAGAGACAGAUACUUACCUGGCGUGGGAGGACAGGUUGAGAAUGCACAAAGCCAAAUGAAUGAGUCAAAAUACACAUGCAGCGAGUUGUCGCAAGGACUACCAGAUCCUGAAUUUUCCUAACACGUGGAAAGCUUUUCGUCCUUCAAAGACAAGACUGAGGAUCAUGGAUUUAAAACGAGAAAGGCCUGGAUAAUUGGACAAGAAGGAAGAUGGGGAACGGAAUAAAGCAGUUGAUUAGCAUCAUGGGAACAUGGGGGAGGAAGGGUGGGAGGACCAUGAGGAAAUACCACCACCCCCCCAAAUUUGCUUGUUUAAAUACAACAAAUAAAGUAUUCACUACCA
Messenger RNA from Delphinapterus leucas (beluga whale), 1619 nucleotides. Lineage: Eukaryota; Metazoa; Chordata; Mammalia; Artiodactyla; Monodontidae. The record is from RefSeq and is a predicted model, not a curated record.